This is a messenger RNA of Chroicocephalus ridibundus (black-headed gull), 1715 nucleotides long. RefSeq names its product borealin-2-like. Gene Ontology annotation, cellular component: spindle midzone; chromosome passenger complex; chromosome, centromeric region. The coding region runs from base 138 to 1007 and encodes 289 amino acids. Gene Ontology annotation, biological process: mitotic sister chromatid segregation. The record is from RefSeq and is a predicted model, not a curated record. NCBI's taxonomy places the organism in Eukaryota, Metazoa, Chordata, Aves, Charadriiformes, Laridae. The transcript has 10 exons.
ACCGCCCGCUCCCGCCGCCCCGCAGGGUGUGUCCGCCCGGGCCCGGCGGCGGAGGAGGAGGGAGGGAGAGAGAAGCCCCCGCUCUUACAAAAGCUUCCCGGGCGAGGAGCGGGCUUGUGUCCUGUGGGCUAGCAGCCAUGUCGCUGAGGAAGCCCGCGGGCAAGCGGCGCAGCACCGACUCGGGCGUGGAGCCCGACCGCGGGGCCCUCUCUCAGGAGAAGAAGGAUCAGCGCAUCGCGCUCUUCCUCAGCGACUUCGACCAGCAGGCCAAGGAAAACAUCCAGGAAAUGAAGAAAGAGCUUGAUUCGCUUUUGCAAACAGCCGAGAAGGCGCUUACGGUGGAGCUGCUGAAGAUGCCGGUUGCCAUCAGGAAAAUGAAAAGAAAAGACUUGCUUAUUACAGAUUUGCGAGGAGGAGAGGAAGUGGCUCUUGCUGCUGCGGUGACUGACUGCUCUCUAGAAGACGUACCAAAUCCAAAACUGGUGAGGACCAACAGCAAAAAAGUUAAGGUAACAACAAUUGUUGAAUAUGAAGAUGCCAAGCAUAUUCCUGCAACGAAAAUAUCUAAAAAAGUUUCCAAAACAAAGUCAUUGGUUUCAUUGGCCUCUGGUUUAAAUAGCAAACUGAAGCCUCUUUCUAGGUCUGCUCACUCUUCUGUAUGUGUGACUGAGGCCGUUAAGUCUCUUGCUUCUGAUUGCAGUGCCACAAACCUCAAAGCCAUGCCAAAGCUAUCUAAAAGUGCUGGACUACAGCAGCCUGUCUCAAGAACUCUACCUACCCGUGGAAGAGUUCAAGGCAUGUUACUACGAAGUAAAUCAGUACCCCAGCAUAAAACUGUUCCGUUUGUAAACAUUCCCCUGGCUGAUGGACAGACACUUUGUACGGCUGGUGGAGACCUCCAUAACAUUGAUGUGCAACUACUAAAUCAAGAUACAGUACAGCAUAUUCAUAACUUGGUGAGCGAGCUGACUGUACUAUGUGGAAAGGCAUCAGCUAAACUGAGUUAAUGGAACUGUCUUCUGACUAAAGAAUUUUCAUGACAGCUCUUGCUGCCUCUGAAGUCUUUACAGAAUGCCUAUAAUGUCUUAAUAAAGCUGUAUACUGUCUAGUAAAUGUUUUUUUAUAUAAAAGCUUACACUGUCAUGUGUAUUAUUAAAUUCUUGUUAUCCCUGUGAAGGAUACAAAAACAGAAGGACAUAAUUCUACUUUUCCAACUCUUUUUAUAAAAAGGGCUUAGUUAACACCUCACCUCAGUAUGCAGUAAAAUGAACAGUACGAGACUGUAUGUAGGAAGUAAGCUUUUAACUCUGAUAUUGUAAAUAGGACUCUUUAAGGUGUGUGCAGUGGGGUUUUCUUGUAUGUAAUAUUUAUAAGUGUAGAGCUUUUUAAUGGCAUCCUUCCAUGCAUGCCACAAGCAGAAUGUAGUGUUAGUUUUCCACUUAUGUGUUGUCUUCCCAGUGUCAGUCUCCUUGCAUCUAACUCUUAAAAUUAAGCUGAAGUGCAAAUUUUUAAUUUCUCAAAUAGCAUUUUAAGGCAUGUAGCUGUAGUUCUGUAGUGGCAUAUAUGAAUCUGACACUGGAAUAAAACUUCAUGUCUUGUGCUGUGACAUGACAGUUAUGUGCAAGGUAACGUGUAGUAACACAGACUUACUGUAACUUGUGGUGUCAACCCUAUUUUUCUAGUACUUAUGUACUCUUGUAUGAAAGGCUUUUAAC